This is a messenger RNA of Protopolystoma xenopodis, 921 nucleotides long. The record is from the annotation of a GenBank genome assembly. Lineage: Eukaryota; Metazoa; Platyhelminthes; Monogenea; Polystomatidea; Polystomatidae.
AUGAGAACUCUAUACCCCACGCUGGCUUUCUCAUCCCUCACCGCCCUUUAUCCUUGUGUUGGGAAUGAGUCUCGUUCCGUAGGAUCCGCCUCCUACCUUCCUGAUUCAGCUCAUGACCUCUGGAUAGUCUCUCUUUGGUGUACCUGGUUCCAACACAGCCAGAACAUCUUCUCAUUCGCUCCAAGUCGUUCCGAUGGAGUUUGUCGGCGCCACUACCUUCUCGACCGCUGGCUUCCCUCCACUCUGCCUCCAUACACCUACUCAUUUGCUCUCUUUAAGCUAGUAGCAUCUUCCGCCAGUGACAAAGUCAACUCGAAUUCACCCACCUACAGUCUUGACAUAUCCGCGGCUACUUACAGCCUUGCUCUAGCUUCGAAUUUCCGUUGGUUAGCACUCGAGGCAGCUCAACGCCUCGCAUGUUUCUCCGAUGGGGAAGCAAACUCAUCUGCUGACUUCAAAGUUGGUGAGCAGAUUAUCGAUAACUUGGAUUCAGAUGCACUGCUUCAAUUCCUCAGGCUACACACAGACAUCUGGUGUCUCCUGGCUGUUCCAACCAAAACUGUUACCGAGGCUAUUCUCUUAUGUACCACUAGCCAAGAAUCCAAAUUGGCUCAGACGACCACAUUUGCUGGCCAAUACUCAGCAUAUUUGUUCAUUACCGCUUUCCGUGCUGCCGAGGCUGUCCUAUUGCGUCCAGGAUGCCUGAGUAGUUUUUCCGGUUUAAGACUGCAUAGAAGAGGCUUUGGCCGCUACCUUAUUUCCCGCCUUGUUGAGGCCGGACUCUGGCCAGAAUCUUGCCGGCUUGCUUGGAGUGUUUACUUGUCGACUCAAGACACAGAUAUAAGGAAUGGACUUCAGGGCAUCGAGAUUCAGCAACUUGUGCAGCUAGUUCGUGAGCUUCCUCUGGCCGACUUUUUCUAA